AGUAGUCUAUGGUUGCGGGCUGCGGCAAAACGGGCAAACAAGAAAUCAAAUUUUUAAGGUUAUACUGGUUGUUAUCCUUUAACUUGUUAUCCCGCUUCUAAUGAGAAAUGAAUUAAAAAUAAGAAUUGAAAUAAAUCUAUAUAAUUAUAUUGAUUUCACCAAAUUAAGAAGCUUUAAACUAAAACUGACAUCAGGAUGGCUGAAGUUUUCAUGAAAUCUGAAGAUCUAUGGAAUCCUUCCAAGGACCUUCAAGACAUUGUGUUUAAGCAUCUUACCCAGAGUUCUUCAAAUCUCUGCAACUCUGAAUUAGAAAGUGCACUUCGAAAACACAAACAAAGUUUUUUCUCCUUACUGAAGAAUCCGCCAAAAAAUGCCAAAAGUAGAGAAGAAAUAAAAAAGGGUAUGACUGAAGGAAUCACUGUUAGAGGUUUAGGACAUCAAAUACUGUCACAGGAAUUAUAUCAAGAGACUAUAAUCAUUUCGGAUAUGUUCGACAUAAAUGAAUUUGUAGCUUUAGACUUAUUAUGUACAGCACAACUUCAAGUUACUUACCAUCCUGGGUUACCUCGAGGUUUAGUAGCUGUGCUUCUAUAUUAUGAUGGUCGGAAAGCUCUUCUAACAGCUUUAAAAUGUCUCGUUCAAGCUAGAAAUGGAGUUCAAUGGUCUGUUAAUAUAAAAGAAGAAGUAGCUAGGUUUAUUACCAUAUACACAGAUCAAUUGAUGGAAGGUGGUUUGUUUACUAGAAUAUUUGAGUUAUUGAGAGAAUUAGAUCUCAGUAAGGAACUGGAAAAGUUACAUCAGAAUGUUGCCUUAGGAGGUCCUAAACAUAGGAAACAAGUCAAAGAUUUAUUUCUUGAUAUAAGAAACUUAUUAGGGGACAUUGUGUUCAUUUGGGCAACACAAUGUGGUCUUCCCAAAGCACCUACAUUGGGUUUAAUAGAUUAUUUGAGGGAAGUGAAAGGGGAUGAAGAGGCUUCAGGAAAAUUAGACUCUGUUAAUUUGACUCUGCAGAUGGCUUUACUGUCAGCUUUAGAUCUGAGUAUUCUCCACACACGGGAAGAUGGUGAAGAAAUAGUAAAAAGUCUUCCUAUUCUUUCACAAAAAAAUUAUCUAGAAUAUAUUAUUAAAGAAUUUGGAGCAAAUAAGCCAAAAUGGAACUGUGAAGGGCUAGAAGCAUUAUCUACCUUUGGUAUAGCUGUUUGUAUUGCUUCACUAAGGCUCCUUUGUCAAAACCAGCAAUUUCAAGAAUUUAUUGGAAAGGAGGAGAUCUUUAUUGAUAAAGCUAUCGAACUCAAUGUGUUUGAUUUUCUGAAUAAUAUGGUCUUAGAUUGUAAUCUCUUAUAUGAAGACGAAUUUAUGUACAAAAGAAUGCAUUACCUUUUAACAGAUUUCAUAGUUUAUCUAUAUCCAAAAGUGAAAGAAUUGAGGAUUAAAGCAGAUGAAUCUGCAAGAACCAUACAGGUAUACAUUCGUGAAGGUUUGGAAGCUCCAGUUUCUCUUCCAAGGCAUUUUGAAAAUCUCCUUCUGUCAAUCGCUAAACUAUACCAGGGCAAUAAACUAAAAAAUACAUAUGUUUUGGACUACUGGAGCCCCAUUGAAAUUAAUCCUGAUCAGUCAUACUCAUACCAUGCCCCACCAAGAGCGGUCUCAUUAUUUAAAUUUGUGAGAUUUGCAGGAGAUAUGCUACCUUCCACGUUAUUCGUGCCUUAUGUUUCAUUUCUCAGUAGUCUAUCUACAUGUCAACAAGCUGCUAGAAAUUGUUUCAAUAUGCUGAAACAGGUUGGACUUCUUCCCAGUUCCACCAUAUCAUGGGAUCACUUUUUUGUAUCAUUUGCUCAGUAUUAUUCUAAUCUUAGAGAAGAAUCUCCUCCUUUGACGGACACCAUUUAUGGACAGAAGGGAUCUUAUCAUAGAGCAGUCUCCCCAUUAGAAAUAAAGGGUUUACAAUCUGUACUUGUCCUUAUUCGAACUGUUGCAGAACAUGACGAAUUUUCGAGAUUAGCUUUAUGUGAACAUCCAGGAUGGGCACCACUGACUGUACUUCUAGGAUUAGUGGGGUGUUCUAUACCUAUUCCUUUGAAGGCGGAACUUUUGUUGACUUUGGCAACUCUCUCAAAAUCUCCAGAAAAUGCUUCACAGAUGUGGGAGAACUUAGAAGCCUCUCAGAUACUUAUUACAAUACCUUCGAUUUCUGGUUAUACCCCAAGGGGUAUUGAAACUGAAUUAGAAGAGGUAGAAUCGAGGGAUGAAGAAUAUCCGUUAACAAAAGCUUUCUUGAAAUUAUUGGACAGUUUGACAGACCUUGGUAUUCCAAGAAUGUUAGGUGCUGGUCCAAGAAAACCUGGAUUCACUCCCUACUUAACAUUUGUUGUUAAUUCUGUAUUUCUGCGAUAUCAUGCAAGGUCAUACAAAGAUCCAUCGGAAAGAUGGGAAGUUGCAAUGUUAUGUUUGAAAUUGUUUGAAAAAUUUUUAAAGCAUUAUGAUCCACAAAUAGCAGAUAUUUCACCAGAUGAUACGACUAAAGAAUUCCACACACCACCUGGAUUUCACCUGAUGAUACAGUUCAACAACAAAACUGAUUUAUUAAAUCUCAUUCUUGAUAUAGUUCAUGAUGGUUGUGCAUAUUUUAAUCAGUUUGUUUCUUUUCCUGGUGAGGAUAUGCUGAAACAGUGCGUGCUGCAUUGUUUGAAUAUUAUCCACAGAGUUCUUUUACUUCAGGGAUCAUUCUCUAACAUAGUAGCAGCUUCUUCAGAACCCAUACUACUUACAGGAAUAAUGAAACUACUACUCACUAUCAAUAGAAAAAGUGGAAAACCAGAUCAUUGCAUCAACAUUGCAAAGUAUGUCAAUUGCCAGUACCAUCUGCCAGAACAUGCCAAUAGUUCUAUAAAGGUCUUGAGGUUGGUUUUGAGUUCACCAGUUGCACACAGCCACUUUGUCAGUAUGCUAUUUUCAAUGGAAGACAUGGCCAAAGAUAUCAAAUUCGGUUUCAUAGAAUGUUUAGAUGAAGCUCAAACUGAAGAUAAUGAACAAUUGAAUUUGAGUACUAAAUUAGAGAUCCUGAAACUGCUGAAACAAUGUGUGGUAUUCAAUGCACCAAAUUUUUCACACUAUUUACUUGGAUUUGAUAUCAAGCAAGAUAUUUCAAAGUCGAAUUUAUUAUUACCAGGUGUAAAUGACUAUCCAAGGUCAUGCUUACAUUCAAUCUUUGUUUUAUUCAACAUUGCUGUCAGGGAAUCAAUUUCAGAUCAAUUAUUGGAAUCUAUAUAUAAUAUGUUGCAUAUUUUAUGUUCAAAUGCUAAAACUUCUGGUCCAGUGUUGAGAUUUAUAAAAUCUAAUGAAAAUUUCUUUAUAACACACCUAAAGUACAGUUAUAAACAUUUGAAGAGCAUGCAAUCACUGAGACAAGCAUCUUGGUUAAUGAAAACAGUUGCUAUUGAACUGAAAGUGUGUAGUACAAGUAAACAAGUGAAAUAUCUCAAACAACUAUCGAAUUUCCUCACAGGAUAUCCGUCUUAUGAUAUUGGAGUUUGCAAUGACACAUUUGCAUUAAUAUCAAAGCCUACUUUGUCAGAUAGUGGUCCUGCAUUUGCACCUAUAUCCUUCGAUGAACCAGAUUUUUUCAUGCUGAAUUUGACAGAACAUUUUGAGUCUAGAGAAAAUGAAAUGGAGAUGCCAACCUGGGAAAUCUUCAACAAUUCAGUAUUGGAAAAUUUACUCAAAAGUUGCCAGACUGAAGCCACUCCUAAAUUGAUAAACAUAAAAAAAUUGCACCAAAUACUUAAUGAUGAGUUGAAGAACUUCCAAGGCACUGCUAUAAUAGGGCAAAUGCAGGCAAUAAACCAAGAAAUACCCAAAGUACUCAAGUAUGCUUUGGAAGUGAAUAAAUGUAGAGAAGAAAGUGCUGCUGUUGUACAGUUUGUUGAAGCCUGGUGCCAAAUCAUUGAUGUUAUUGUGAUCUACAUCCCAUUUGAAAUAUUAUCCCCCAUUGAUAAGCAGUAUCUGUGCAUACAGUUACUGGUUAAAUUACUCAAAACUGUGACAGUAGUAGAUAUUGUCAGUGAAGCAAACAAACUAAUAUCUGGAACCAUUCUUCUACUAUUGAGUAAUUUACAGCAGUGCCAUUUGCAAGAAAAAAAAUUGAAUAAAGUAUCAAACAAUCCGAAAGAUCUAUAUGUGAUUCAAGCAAAUUCUGAUACAUUAAAAGAAAUUUUGAGGCUGUUAAUGAAGUGGAUAGUUGCAUCAAAUAUUGUAAGUGAAAAAUUAAGGAUAAAUAUUUAUGCUUGUCUGAUGAUAUUCCUCCAACUCACACAUAUUGAUCAAGAAAACGAAGGUAUAUUUGUUCCCAAUAGUUCAUUUGUCAGUCGACUAGAUAGCACCAAGUUAAAUCUGUCUCAGCUUGAUGACACCACCAUUAAUAUGCCAACGGAUGUCAUCAAUGAUUUUGGAGAGAAACUUGUUGAAAUUCUUUGUCAUGAUUGUAUAAGUUCUCAUGAUAUGUGCAAAGUAUUAGCAAUGACUAGUUUGGGUCAACUUGUAUACCUAACAGGAAAUAUGAAUUGGAUAGCGUUCAUGUCAGGAAGAGGAUAUAUAAAACAUAUUAUUCAAAGUAUAUUUGAAAGUGAUAAUGAUUUACUGAAUUUGUUGGAGCCAUCUUCAACCAACAUGAAAAGUCUUUAUGUUUAUUCUGCUAAAAUUGCGUUUUUGAUUAAAUUAGCAGGUAAUAGAAUGGGUGCAGAGCUUUUAUUAGAACAUAACCUCUUAUCAUGUUUGAGUAACAUGAAAGUUUUUGGGCACCAUCCUGAAAUAAAUAAGACAUGGGAUUUCAAAGAAGAUAUCAGUCAGUUCACACCAUCUUUGGAGGAACAAUACCUUCAAAUAUGGCUACCAAGUUUUGACCUGUGCAAUGCUUUACUCACAACUUUAGGAUGUGACAACAAAUCAGCUUUAGUUCAAAUACUAUUUUAUGUUCUUAGUCACAUGGAUGUUGUUGAAUUAGUAUUGAGGUCUGGAAGUCCUGAAUUAUCAACUGUAUCACUGAAAGAACUGUCAUUGAUAACAUCUGUCCUUUCAAGAAGUGCCAAUAAUGAGUUGAUCAACAUAAUGGAAAAUCCUGACUUGGUCCAAAGUAAUCGUGCUCAGUUGUACCGUCUACAGAAACUGAUAUUUGCUCUUUUACCUAAAUUCAUACUUACUGAAUCAGUAAUAAGAAACUUGAUCCACAAUACUUCGAAUAGUAUGUUAAAUACCUACCAAACUUCUCAAAGGUUACUUUAUGGUAUGCAAGUAAUCUGCAAUUUAUUAUCUUAUUGUAGAAGCAUUGUAGCUAAUCAUGGAAUCGACCAUACAGGAGUUGGUGUAAUUUUUGAACCAUCAUUGAAUACAGUAAAUAAUACCCAAAGUGCAUAUGAACAAACUCCUUCUCUAGGUGUAAUUGUACAGCAUCUAAUUAGCGCAGUGAGCUACCAUCAUCAAGAAAAAGUUACUUUAGAUAGGCUUCACAGAAAAAUCAAGGAUAUACCAGAAAUGAGUUCUAUGGACCUUAGAGAAUUUGUGAAUGAAUCCCUUAAAGUUCAAGACUUGACAUCUAUAAGAGAACAGAUACUUGAUUUUACAAGAGAAAAAUUAGAGAGUAAGGAGAGGGAAAUUAAAUACUGUACAUUCAUUAUCGAACAUGCCCUUUACCUAACUUGGGUUCAUUUAGAUUAUUACAUGCUGAAGGCUAUUCCAAGGGCAAAGCAUUUUGGACCUUUGAUUUCAAGAAAUUCAAGCAAUUUGAAUGAAUCGCUACCAAGUGCCACUGAAGCUACAUGGAAAGUAUCAACGGAUGAUAUAAGCAACUUGAAGCAAGGUCUUGUCUCAAUUUUCAACGACAGCUUCACCAAGCAAUUAUUGGAGACUUUACAAGAUCUUCCAGAAUCUGAUAAGGGUCUUGCUGAAGCAUUAUUGAGAAAAAUCAAACGUCUUAUUCAGUUUGUCCCUGUUAAAUGAUUUUUAUAUAAUUAAAUAAUUCAAAAUGAA
This is a messenger RNA of Harmonia axyridis, 6021 nucleotides long. RefSeq names its product nuclear pore complex protein Nup205 (gene Nup205). Gene Ontology annotation, molecular function: structural constituent of nuclear pore. The record is from RefSeq and is a predicted model, not a curated record. The transcript is spliced from 6 exons. Lineage: Eukaryota; Metazoa; Arthropoda; Insecta; Coleoptera; Coccinellidae. Gene Ontology annotation, biological process: nuclear pore organization. Bases 196 to 5991 code for a protein of 1931 amino acids. Gene Ontology annotation, cellular component: nuclear pore; nuclear pore inner ring.